Hyaloscypha bicolor E is the source of this 2650-nucleotide messenger RNA. RefSeq lists its product as uncharacterized. Bases 195 to 2333 code for a protein of 712 amino acids. Gene Ontology annotation, molecular function: G-rich strand telomeric DNA binding; telomerase inhibitor activity. Gene Ontology annotation, cellular component: chromosome, telomeric region; nuclear telomere cap complex. The transcript is spliced from 5 exons. Gene Ontology annotation, biological process: regulation of telomere maintenance via telomerase; telomere capping. The record is from RefSeq and is a predicted model, not a curated record. Lineage: Eukaryota; Fungi; Ascomycota; Leotiomycetes; Helotiales; Hyaloscyphaceae.
UUGAGACCAAGUUACGUUCCCCUUUUCUUGCCACGACCAUCAUGCUUGGAGAUGAGUGAAUGAGCGAUAUUCGGGCUAGAACCCGUAUUUAAAUCCUCUCCUUUAUUCCACACAGCGUUGCAGGCUUCCUCUCUGUCUGGGCCGACCAAAGUAAACAAAAAGCUUCAUCCACUAUACGAAACAACGUGGCAACGAUGACAAGUCCUCCAACUUCCUCCCCUGGCGAGAUCCCAUUACCGGAUGGGUUUUUGACUCUCGAUCAAAUCCGAAAUAUCCCCAACAGCUGUCUCCGGGAGAAGAAGUCAUUCGUUAACGUUAUAGGAUUCGUGAAGGAUUUUCAACCCCCGUACAAGACCGGGGGUACAGACUUCAAAUGUUCCAUUGAAAUUAUGGAUUACUCCGAUCGGGGAAUGAAAGUCAACUUCUUCGAAAAAACCGAACAAAACAUGCCGCCCCCACCUGGUGCUGGCGAUGUAGUUCUUAUGCGCGGUGUCAAACCCCAAUUGUAUCACGGAGUUAUGGGACUUCUGAAAAACAGUUCUUCUGAAUUCCGUUUCUUGGCCUCAGAGAACAUACCCCAGAAAGUAUUGGGCGAAUCAAACUCUCCUUGGCGGUCGUAUCCCGUAGGCAAGGGCCGCUCUCCGACCGCUGCUGAGAUGAAAUACGUGUUAUGGGCGAGCAAUCAUGCGGACGUGAUUGACCUGCCUUCUAAUCAACAAUUUGGAGUAAAAGUGGUCCAAGCCAUGAAGCAAAAUACGGAUAAAUUCAGUCUCUUGAAGGAUAUCAAGCCCGAUCGAUACUACAACAUUCUAGGGCAAGUUGUCAGGCUUUACGAUUCUUCCGGCACGCUGCAAGUCUAUCUCUCUGAUUACACCCCCAACAGUCGUUUUCAUAACUAUGCAUGGGGCGAAGCGGGCAAAAACGAUGUCGGCCGCGAGGGCGAUGAUUUUGGUUAUAUAAGUACGAGGAAUAAAGAAGCGAAAGAGUGGCCUGGACCGUACGGAAAGAUGACCAUUCAAUUGACUCUCUGGGAUUCGCACGCUUCCUUUGCUCGCGAGGAAGUGAAGGUCGAUGACUGGGUUCUUCUGAAAAAUGUUCACGUGAAGUUUGGCAAGAUCGGAGGGGUUCUAGAAGGCUUUAUGCAUGGAGACAACGGCAAGACGAACGUGAGCAUAAUGAAUUUGACCGAAGGAACAGUCGAAGAUCAUGGCAGGUUGAAGGAAGCUACGAAUCGCAAACUCCAGUGGUGGAAGAGGUUUACAGAACAGAAGCCGAAAUAUCUUGAAGAAGCAGCUGGUCUGGGAAACAAACGAAAGGAUGAUGGAGAGGGAUCAUCGAAAUCCAACAGCAAGAAACGUCGCGAAGAGGAACGUGCUGCAAGGCUGAAAAGGGGGGCAGCUGCGGAGGCGAAGAAGAUGGGACGGUUGAAUCUCAAUGAGAAUAUCCGGUGCAAUAACCCAGACCAGCCAAUUGUGGCCUUGUCGGAGAUUUUGAAACCUCUAGCUCUCACCAGGAACGAAGAGGGUCAACAAACUCCGUCAUCAUUCACUUGUGCGAAAUACCGGGCAAAUGUGAGAGUUGUGGACUUCUUUCCCCAUAAGGUCGAAGACUUCGCUGUUGGGCGCCGACCAAGCGAGUAUGACAUUUUGUCAGAUUAUAGUGGAGGCGAAGACACGGAUCGAGAGGAAGAUAUACGGGUCUUCAAGAGCGGGAGAGGUUUCGCGAAAAAUAUAUGGGAAUGGAGAUUUGUGUUGCAGGUCGAAGACGCUAGCUCGAAAGAGUCCAAGGAGCGACUGUGGUUGAUGGUCGACAAUCACGCUGCACAAGGUUUGUUGAACCUCGAAGACGAUGCAACGAACUUGCGACGAGACCCCAGGCUCUUGAGCCUGGUCAGAGAGCAGCUCUUCAAACUUUGGGGAGAUCUCGAAGAGCUAAAUUCCGAGCGACUGAGGCAGCAGUCCGAGAGGGGGAAAGAACUGCCUCCAUCGUCUCUCGGGUCAGAAUUUCCACCCUCGUCGCCCCCUCGAAAAGCAGGCGAGAUGCCUGACGCAGAUAGCGAUGUUGAAAACGAGCCGUCGCAGCCCAAAUCGGCGAAGAAGAGCUCGAACUCAGCCGUCUUGACAGAGCAGGAUCUGAAUAUUUCCAAGUCAGGCAUUGUUGCAGGCAGCGCUGAUAAGUCGACUCCCAGUCUUGAGGUUAAAAACAAGGCUUUCACCUGCUGUAUCCACCAAUACGGAGUCAAAGUCGAUGAAGAUGAUCCUUCCAAAGCCAAUGCUGGUGAUGGAAAGAGAUGGCAGAGAGUAUUUGGUUUGUUCGGAACUCACAUUGUGUGAACGGAAGACCUCCAGAAUUGCUUGAGGUUAAAAAUAUUUCUUGUUCAAGAUACCUCAGAUAAUGUUUGUUGUAUAGGAUCAUCACAGGAAGCGGAAUAUUAAUGGACUUCAUGAGUUAGCACGUAUUGAAAGUGACGUUACGGGACGUCAGCUUACCAAUCUCUCCAUUUCUGCAGGUCAGCUGAUUUGUCAUAUCGGCAUUACCUGACAAAUCACGAUACCAUGUAUAUAUAUGCCCCCAAGUCCUUGAUUUGGAGGGCCAGCUGCUAUUGUCAACAAAUGUCCAUUCCAACAGCACAAUUCUCGUUGCACAUCGC